This is a messenger RNA of Aspergillus nidulans FGSC A4, 2364 nucleotides long. RefSeq lists its product as uncharacterized. The transcript is spliced from 8 exons. The coding region runs from base 1 to 2364 and encodes 787 amino acids. Lineage: Eukaryota; Fungi; Ascomycota; Eurotiomycetes; Eurotiales; Aspergillaceae. The record is from RefSeq and is a predicted model, not a curated record.
AUGGCAGGACCUGAUCCAGGACCCGGCAGCUGUGCAUAUCCCCCAUAUGCUGGAAAACCCGCUGCCUGGGCUGCCAGUUCAUACCAAUGGCAUGCUGUGCCAACGCAAUCCGAGCCACUGCCAGUACCUGGUGACCUAUAUCAAUACAAUGCGCAAGCAUUGGCAGCAGGCGCAUGGCUGGACCCAGCAUCCCUACCAGGGGCAUGUGCCUGCAGAGGUCAAAGCACAGGGCAAGCAGGAGCUGCAAUAGUUAUUUCGCCAGGUAGCCUGGCAGCAGGUGUUCCCAACCUGCAGGAACUCGCACCUGGUGCACAUCUAAUUAUCACGGCCAAAAUCAAAGCGCGCGCCGCCGAUGAUGAGCAGCAGGCGCGCGAGACCGCCGACAGCGAGACCCUGCAUGACGCCAACCCCUGGCUGCGCAUGACGCGCUGGGCGCGGUACCUGGCCGGCGUCCACUUCCCCGAUCUGAUCGACGUCGUCACCCCCCCAGACCCUGACGAUGCAGACCCCGCCAGCCAGGCCACGCAGCGCGUGUGGGACGCCAUGAUCUGGCUUGCCUGCCAGCCCCUGAGCCAGCUGACGGGCUUGCUGAUGGGCCAGCUGAUGGGCUUGCCAGAUGGGCUGGGUGGGCCUGCUGAGCCUGCUGACAGAGCUGACGGACUGUCAGCGCGCUGGAGCCCCGAUCCGAUGGCCCCCGACCUUGAUCCCCGCCGCAUCGAGCCGUUUGUCAUGACCCCGUUGGAAACGACAUGCCUGGAGUUCUGCAUCGAGCUGCUGAACCAGAAAAUCAAGGUCCAUGAGUAUGAGAGCCCGUUGGUGUGUGCCAUGGCGGUCUUGGGCCGGGGGGAGCAGGGCUGGCGCGACACCGACAGCUAUCCCCCCAUUAUAUCCCGGGUGCUGAAGGUGGCGCGGUUCCUGGUGGUCCAGAAGGCGCUGUGGCUUGACCCCGAACAUUGGGAGAUCAUCAGGAUGUGGGUGGCGGCCAGCGAGCAGGGCGCCUGGGCUGGGGAGGCUGCUGACCAGGAGCUGGGCUGGUUGAUGGAGGAUGAAGGGUAUGCAAGCGCGCCCAGUCCGCCAUCCAGUAAUGAGACUCCCUCAUCCCCGCCCCAGGGCAGGGCUAUUACUCGAAUGCCGCGCUCCCAGCUGCUGUUUCAGGCUGGUGUUGACUGGAUGGUGCAGAAGUUCAUGGUCCGUGGCCAGCAUGGUCCCGUCGAGGUGCUGCUGGAUUGGCGGACGUUUGGGCUGAAGAUUCACUACAAUACAACCACCCCCGGGCAUGUCACCUGGAUGGGGCAGGAGCGGCUGCUGUACAAGGAAAUGGACUUCACCAUGGGCCACCUGCUGUGUCAGCCUAAUCAGGAGCAAUGGCCCCCCAUCCCAUGGCACCAGCUGUUUGACAACCCCACCAAAGGCACCCCCGGCUGGAGCUUCCUGCAGGACCCCCGCACCCCGUGGCCCGUCACUGGGGGGACCUGGCUGGUCGACCGGAUUGCGGGCGAGCCGGCGGUGGCCCGGGCCUUCACCACCCAGGGCGCCGUCAGCCCAACCAAACUGCAGAAGUACUUCCAGCAGGUGGCGCGGUUCAAGGAGAAGCUGGCGCUGGCCAUGCACCUGACAGGCGGUGCGCCAGUGCGGGCGCCAGAGCUACUGAGCAUCCAGCAUGUCAACACCAAAAACAACUGGCAGCGCAACAUCUUCAUUAAGGAUGGCAUGGUAGUGGAGGUUGGGGAGCUGGUGGUGUGGUAUCUGUGGCUGGUGCUGCUGUUUGUGCGCCAGCUGGCAGUGACCUGGGGUCAGAUCAGGCCCAGCAAUCCCAGGCCCAGCCCUAGGGCCAGCAAUCCCAAUCCCAGCAGCUCGAGCCCCAGCAACCCCCAACCCAGCAACGCCAGGCCCAGCAACCCCCGAGCCAGGAACCCUGCCCCCAGCCCCCCCCACCGCAGCCCGUAUGUAUGGGGACCUGACGUCGGCACCGGCCGCGAGUGGCCCAGCGAGCGGCUGCGCGAGGUGCUGAAACGGGAGAGUGAGGCCAGCAUUGGCGCCCAGCAUGCAUUAAACAUUACUAACUAUCAAGACAUCGCCGUUGGCAUCAGCCGUCAGUUUUUACGCCCAUCAAGCAUAUUCCCCAACAACAUCCAAGCUGAGCAGGAGCAGGAAAUGGCUGCCAUGGAGGUGGAUAAGGAGGAGAGCAUUGGCAACAUUGCUGACAAGCAGGCCGGCCACACCCCCCAUGUGGCCGGCAUGGUGUACGGCCGCGAGAGCACCGAGUUUGCUGGCAGCACGACGACGCGCCGCCUGCGGUUUUGGGAUAUAGAUAAGCUUUCCAGUGUCAGUUCAGGCUGUGGUGCUGAGCCAAAGUUUAUAUAG